AUGUCGGAACAAGAUUUGGCAGAGAUAGUGCAGAUAGCAGUGGAGGACUUGGGCCAGGGCGACCAGACUGGUAAGAUCUAUAUUACAGACCACAAAGCUCUGUUCAAUCACCAUAACUAGGGCCAUGUGACCUGACAAGGAAAACCACGAGGGGGAAAUUGCUGGCUCUAUAUAAAUGUCAGGCUAAUACUUCCAAAAAUGUCUCUAUACAUCCAUUUGCCUGUAUUGUAAAGGAAAGGUCACCACUGACUGACUAUCCAUUGGCUAAUGGUGAAGCUUUACUUCUGGCUUUAGAUGUUUUAUCUUGAUGGUUAGCUACUACCCAUGUGGGUAGAUUAGCAACAGUCAUCGAAAUUGUUAAAAGGUUUUAAAAAUAUUUCAAAUAAAUGCACAAUGGAUGAAGAUACGCCAAACUUUUUACAAUCUAUCAGAUAUCGACUGAAUUAUAGCAUAUAAAAAUUUUUCUGGCAUGGACAAAUAAUGGAGUUCAGGGAUUUUGGUGGGAAUUUGGGUGUUAAAUUUGUUAAAUUAACUUUUGUAGAAUGCGCUCAUAUAUACAUUUUGUUAUUGUAUCAUUAUUUGUAUUAUUUGUUAAAAUAAUGUAAAAAUAUAUGUGCCUCAUUUGCAUAAAUACACCAGGGGCCUCAUUUAUAACCGUUGCAUACAUUUUACACUAAAUAUCUGCGUGCGCUAUUUCUGAAAAGACUGUGCACACACACAAAUAUUGAGAUUUAUAAACUUGGCACAUGCCAUACAUACUCAUGUUUCCCGUUAUAAAACACCUGAAUGAAAAACUGUGCACGCGUAAACAAGCAUUAUACAGUGCAUUCGGUAAGUAUUCAGACCGCUUGACUUUUUAGACAUUUUGUUACGUUACAGCCUUAUUCUAAAAUUGAUUCAAUUGUUUUUUUACCUCAUCAAUCUACACCCAAUACCCCAUAAUGACAAAUCAAAACAGGUUUUUAGAAAUGUUUGCAAAUCUAUUGAAAAAAAAAUAACCGGAAACAUCACAUUUACAUAAGUAUUCAGACCCUUUACUCAGUACAUUGUUGAAGCACAUUUGGCAGCGAUUACAGCGUUGCGUCUUCUGGGGUAUAACGCUACAAGCGUUGGCACAAUAUUUGGGGAGUUUCUCCCAUUCUUCUCUGCAGAUCCUCUCAAGCUCUGUCAGGUCACUGCACAGCUAUUUUCAGGUCUCUAGAGAUGUUUGAUCGGGUUCAAGUCCGGGCUCUGGCUGGGCCACUCAAGGACAUUCAGAGACUUGUCCCGAAGCCACUCCUGCGUUGUCUUGGCUGUGUGCUUAGGGUCAUUGUCCUGUUGGAAGGUGAACCUUAGCCCCAGUCUAAGGUCCUGAGUGCUCUGGAGCAGGUUUUCAUCAAUGUUCUCUCUGUACUUUGCUCCAUUUAUCUUUCCCUCGAUCCUUACUAGUCUCCCAGUCCCUGCCGCUGAAAAACAUCCCCACAGCAUGAUGCUGCCACCAUCAUGCUUCACCGUAUGGAUAGUGCCAGGUUUCCUCCAGACGUGACGCUUGGCAUUCAGGCCAAAGAGUUUGAUCUUGGUUUCAUGAGACCAGAGAAUGUUGUUUCUCAUGGUCUGAGAGUCCUUUAGGUGCCUUUUGGCAAACUCCAAAUGGGCUGUCAUGUGCCUUUUACUGAGUAGUGGCUUCUGUCUGGCCACUCUACCAUAAAGGCCUAAUUGCCCAUCUCCACAGAGGAACUCUGGAUCUCUGUCAGAGUGACCAUCAGGUCCUUGGUCACCUCCCUGACCAAGACCCUUCUCCCCUGAUUGCUCAGUUUGGCCAGGCGGCCAGCUCUAGGAAGAGUCUUGGUAGUUCCAAACUUCUUCCAUUUAAGAAUGAUGGAGGCCACUGUGUUCUUGGGGACCUUCAAUGCUGCAGAUAUGUUUUGGUAUCCUUCCCCAGAGCUGUGCCCUGACACAAUCCUGUCUCGGAGCUCUAUGGACAAUUCCUUCGACCUCAUGGCUUGGUUUUUGCUCUGACAUGCACUGUCAACUGUGGGAGCUUAUAUAGACAGGUGUGUGCCUUUCCAAAUCAUGUCCAAUCAAUUGGAUUUACCACAGGUGGACUCCAAUCAAGUUGUAGAAACAUCUCAAGGAUGAUCAAUGGAAACAGGAUGCACCUGAGCUCAAUUUUGAGUCUCAUAACAAAGUGUCUGAAUACUUAUGUAAAUAAGGUAUUUCAGUUUUUUUAUUUCUAAUAAAUGUGCAUAAAUUACAAAAAGCCUGUUUUCGCAUUGUCAUUUUUGGGUAUUGUGUGUAGAUUGAUGAGGAAAAUAAUUGAUUUAAUCCAUUUUAGAAUAAGGCUGUAACGUAAUAAAAUGUGGAAAAAGGAAAGGGUCUGAAUACUUUCUGAAUGCACUGUAACUCUUCCUGAAUAACGCCCAUCAUUCACCUUUUAUGGUGACAAUAAUGCUGUUAUUUGCUGUAUACUUUGGAAGUAUUGGAAUUAGGCCAAGACAGUAUAUCUAAAGGAAUUAUCAAUGGUGAACUUGAUCAAAUGUCUUUGGCGGUGUUGGCAGAUUUGCUGUAUCUGACAGUUUCAAAUUGUUGUGGACCUCUAAACAGAUCGUUUGAAUUCAAUAAUGUUUUGUAUUUACUUUCUCACAAACCUAAAUUUCCUGCAUUGCCCGUGAAUUCUGAAACAUUGUCUACUCUGAAAAAAAUGAAAACGGCAGUAGGCCUACUUACAGUGGUAGCCUACACACUUCAGUGCAAAAGAUCAACUGUCUGUUCACCUGUUAAAUUCUACUGUAUGUUAUAAACCGCGCUCCCUUUGUGACGCAUAGAGCAAAAACUUGAAAUUAUAAUAAUCUAAUAGGCCCAAUUAAAUGAGAGAUGUGCAUAGUAAUUUGUUGGAUGGCUAAUUUGGGAAUAUGAACUCAUCAUGGCUAAAAAUGGUGGAAUGGGUAUGAUAUAUGUAUUAUGUUUAUAAAUGAAAUAGUGUCUAGGCUACUUGAGAAAUUUGACAGUACAGUUUUCAGACGUAGCCUACAAACGUCAAUAGAAAAGGUGAACAGUCUGUUCAACCGUUUAUCUGUACAUCGGAUCGCAUAGAAAAGUAGCCUAUCCUAACUUGUUGUAGGCCUAUAAGCUAUUUUGUGAGUUUGAAACCAUCACAGUCAGAAAAUGUGAGGAAUUUAUUCUGCAAUGAUCAUGGAAAUGAAAUAAAUAAUUGGAAAUAGAUUUCUAAUUAUUUUAGAAUGCAAAGAUAAAAGAAAUCUUCUCACUAACAGCAAAUGAUUGCAUCUUAUUAUAUUUAGCUACCUGUUAUUUGCACAAGGCUACUUUUGCCUUCUUACAAUGCAAUACUUCAACGAUUAGAAACUAUCCGUACGCAUGGUCUAAAGGUGGCGGGAGGAUAAGCACAUUCUCAUGUCAAGUUCAGUUUUUAUAUAGAUAACUAAUGCGUGAACUGGCGCACACAUGUUUUGAAGCAUAUUUUGUGUUUGCGCAGUGUUUAUAAACAAGGCCCCCUUUUUGCAUAUAUUAAUUAACAUAAAAGGGUGGAACAGGGCUGCAACCACAACACUUGCUCCAUCUACCUUACCUGCGCUGUCUAGACUGGCUCAUUAAUUACUGUUGUCACGUUCUCUUGCAUAAUUCAACAAGUGUGUCAAUCGCAGGAUACCCUCGGAUUAAAAAUCAACAGGCUCUAGAUUAUAUCUAUCUAAGCAGACUUAACAUUGUUUGCGAGAUCAAACAUAAUAUCACAAUAAUCCAUGUUUAUUUUCAGAAGUUGCUUUCAAAAUUAAAGCAAUCAAUCCAGUGAGAUUUAAGUGACAAGUGGAUUUUGCACCCCUCAAACACAGGAAAUACAGUUGAAGUCGGAAGUUUACAUACACUUAGGUUGGAGUCAUUAAAACUGGUUUACAGACAGAUUAUUUCACUUAUAAUUCACUGUAUCACAAUUCCAGUGCGUCAGAAGUUUACAUACACUAAAUUGACUGUGCCUAAAACUCAGUGCCUCUUUGCUUGACAUCAUGGGAAAAUCAAAAUAAAUCAGCUAAAAAUGGUAGACCUCCACAAGUCUGGUUCAUCCUUGGAAGCAAUUUCCAAAUGCCUGAAGGUACCACGUUCAUCUGUACAAACAAUAGUACGCAAGUAUAAACAUCGUGGGACCAAGCAGCCGUCAUACCGCUCAGGAAGAAGACGCGUUCUGUCUCCUAGAGAUUAACGUACUUUGGUGCGAAAAGUGCAAAUCAAUCCCAGAACAACAGCAAAGGACCUUGUGCAGAUUCUGGAGGAAACAGGUACAAAAGUAUCUAUAUCCACAGUAAAACAAGUCCUAUAUCGACCUAACCUGAAAGGCUGCUCAGCAAGGAAGAAGCCACUGCUCCAAAACCGCCAUAAAAAAGCCAGACUACGGUUUACAACUGCACAUGGGGACAAAGAUCGUACUUUUUGGAGAAAUGUCCUCUGGUCUGAUGAAACAAAAAUAGAACUGUUUGGCCAUAAUGACCAUCGUUAUGUUUGGAGGAAAAAGGGGGCUGCUUGCAAGCCGAUGAAUACCAUCCCAACCGUGAAGCACGGAGGUGGCAGCAUCAUGCUGUGGGGGUCCUUUGCUGCAGGAGGGACUGGUGCACUUCACAAAAUAGAUGGCAUCAUGAGGAAGGAAAAUGAUGUGGCUAUUUGAAGCAACAUCUCAAGACAUCAGUCAGGAAGUUAAAGCUUGGUCGCAAAUGGGUCUUCCAAAUGGACAAUGACCCCAAGCAUACUUCCAAAGUUGUGGCAAAAUGGCUUAAGGACAACAAAGUCAAGGUAUUGGAGUGGCCAUCACAAAGCCCUGACCUCAAUCCUAUAGAACAUUUGUGGGCAGAACUGAAAAAGCGUGUGCGAGCAAGGAGGCCUACAAACCAGACUCAGUUACACCAGCUCUGUCAGGAGGAAUGGGCAAUGCUACCAAAUACUAAUUGAGUGUAUGUAAACUUCUGACCCACUGGGAAUGUGAUGAAAGAAAUAAAAGCUGAAAUAAAUAAUUCUCUCUACUAUUAUUCUGACAUUUUCACAUUCUUAAAAUAAAGUGGUGAUCCUAACUGACCUAAGACAGGGAAUAUUUACUAGGAAUAAAUGUCAGGAAUUGUGAAAAACUGAGUUUAAAUGUAUUUGGCUAAGGUGUAUGUAAACUUCCGACUUCAACUGUAUAUGGUUGAAAAAUACAUCCUCAGAUGGGCGGGGCAUGCUCGCUGCUAGGGUACAUUUGGAUAAAUCACUUUGAAAGAGCUACAUACCAGCAGAAACAUUGCAGUUUUUUUAUGAUCAUGUGUGUGACUGCAUGUGUGAUUUGUGUUAGAUGUGUUGGACAAUCAUGAAGAUUGUGAUGACAAGCCUGAUAGGAAAAGGCCAAGGGUGGACCACAGCGCCCAGGAUGCAUCUCUAAAGGUAGGUUACUCGUGCACUACGUCGGGGUAUAUUGGAUACGAUAUGCACUUCUAAGCUGAGUCAGUCAUGUGAGCAUGUCAGUUUGUUUUUCAUAUGAAAAUAUAUCAUAAAUUGCAUUUAUAUAUUGUUACGUUCCCCAACAAGAACAAAAAAAAACAUAGCUCAACAGAAAUAGGGAACAAAAAAAUGAGCCACUGACAACCAGUACGAAACAGGUGGGAUUUUAAAAUGGGUUCUGAAAGGCAUCCAUUGGGGUGCCUACUGACUGGGUGCUGGCCAAGCAAGCUCAGGUAGGGUCUUAACACCCAACAUGGACGCCCAUGAGAUUUGCCUGAUAACAGAGAAGCUAAAGAAAAGAACCCAUACCAACUUAGGUUAGGAAGUGAAAAUAAACAUGAAGCCAACCAAAAAAUGGAGACACAAAAUAUAAGGCUUUGUAUUCACAAGCUUAAAGGGAGCGCUAAACAGCGGUCUAGCUCUUCCAACCUCUCUCAUGCCGACUGGAACACUGGGCCAGCCGCUCUUAAAUAUAACCUGUGCCAGCACAGGUGAAACUAACGAGGCGACAGGUGCAAUAUAUCCUGACCAAUGAGGAUGAUUCCAAUCAGUGCGCGUCCCCACCUAAAUAGAACCAACCUCAAAAACAAAAAACAAGUUAUCAAAUGUACCGCAGAAAUGGAAGGUAAGUCACAGAAAAUAGAUGUUGUGAUGCCAGCUACAGAGAAGUACUUGGAUUACGAGAUUUUACUGCAGAAGCGUUACAUAUAGGGGGUGUUGAAUGGUAUUGUUCUGUCCUCCCAGGAUGUCGGCCUGGGGUAGGAUUAGACAGUGUUAAUGUAGUGCAAUGGAGUGGUGUCUUUUAAAUGGGUUAAUAUUUGGUAGGGUAUUUUUUUAAUUUUAUAUCACCAAGUAUAAUGGAUUGUACAGUAGGUGGCAGCAUGCACCUCUAAUGUUUGUUUGCGGACCGCCAUAAUACUAUAGAAGAACGGAAACCAAAGCCUGUAAGAAUAGGUCUACUUUAGUGCUUAGACUCUAAGCUCAUUGUAAAGAGGGGCAUUUACUUCAUCAACCACCAAUGUGUAACAUGCAUUUACACACACACAAUUCACUUUCUCUGCCUCGUUCCCUCUUCCUCUCUCCAGACCUUGUUGUACUCCAUCAGCCAGACGAUCUGCCAGCGUUUGGACAACAUGGAGGCCAAGUUGCAGGUGGUGGAGGUGACGUGCCGGGCCCUGGAGAAGAAGCUGGACGCCGUGGUCAACAAGAACCAGGCACCCAUCCAGGUCCCUAUGGUGGCCGGCUCCCCUCUGGGGGCCACCCAGACCUGGAACAAAGUGCGCUGGUGAGUUAAAGUGUGGACCUGGGUCCAUAUUCAUUAGGGUAUAUCGUAGCAGGCCAUUUUGCAACGGCAAACAAAAACGAGAGUUUCUUAUUGGACAUGUUCAGAUUUUCUUUCCUGUCUCAGUCUGUUUUUGUCCGGUGCCUAAUGAAUACAACCUGGUUAGGACUGGGGAUCAUGGUGGGAUAAAAUGCUUGGACUGGGACUGGUCAGGGUGAGAUGAGGACUUGGAGACAAAGGGUGGUACACUGGGGGACAUUGACACUGGUUGACUUGUACUUUAUGAGGGAGUACUCAUUCUCUUACAAGUGAGUGCUCAAGUAGAAUGCGCCUAUUCCCAUGAACACAAUUUGACACUGGAGCCUGUUGAGGUAUUUGACACAGAAGAAUUCCCCGUCUGCCCCUGCAGUGUUGUUCCACAGACCAAUGUGAUAGUGAGCCAAGACCGACUGAAGGGUCAGGAGGAGUCAGUAACUCGAGGGGCAGAUUCACUGGAGAACCUCCUUAGCAAGUGAGUGACUGACACCUGUUUUUUUUCUGCCAUCAUGCAGAAUGUAGAAUCGCAUAAAGAACAAACAAUGUUGUGCAUGAAACUGUGAUCCCCACUAAAGUUUGAUCUACACAGAACCGUCAUAACACAAUGGUACUCAGAACCCUGCAGAGUUUAGUGGCUCAAACAGAACACAAUGGAACACAGUUUGGCUCGGCCCAUGGGUCCCUGUGUUGAUACCUCGCUCUAACUAAGCCUCUGUGUGUGUUCCAUCAGCACGGUGGGUGGGCGGAGGCAGAACACGUUCCUGGUGAAGGUGCCGGCGCCGGAGGACAGCCAGGAGGAACAGGAGAGCGGCUCGGAGGCUAGCGACUCGGUGUCCAACAGUGGCCAUGGCCAACAACGCCCAGAGCACCCAGAACGUCACCCUCAUCACCCUCAACUCCGAGGGUACGGCCCUGUCGGAACACACAACACACUCAUGCACAGACACACACACACACACUCACGAACACACCUACACAGAAACCCAUAAAUACACACACACAGAGAAACCCAGAAACACAAACGUGUCCCAAACAUGGUUUGAAGUGUGAAUUGUAAAGAAAAAGCAACUUGAACUAUUUAGCCCUGUCACCAUUUUGUGAAUUGGGCUGGAGUCUUCUCAGUGAGACAGAUGGAUCAACAGAUUUGAAUUCAAAUGCAGCUGGAAUUUGAUUUGUGGAUGUGACGUAUGUUGCCUGGCACUUCUUCCUUAACGCCCAAAUACUACCACCUGUGUUGGUGUAUAAUGGUGCUGUGUUGAAGUUUCAGUCUGUAUCAUUACCAGCUUAGACAUCUGUGGUAGCUAGUGUCUCACUCUGACUGUUUUGAAGUCUUCUAGGAUGGUCUCACUCUGUCGAGACUCAACGGCUUUCCCAGUGGUCACUUACAAGCCUGAGGAGAGGACAUGUUUUUCUGAUUGAGCAAAGUCUCACUCUGCAGCUCAUGCUGUUGUUUUUGUUUGUGCAGUUUUUCGUGGUUUCUGGAGUUCCUUGGUUAGCUUCAAAGACGUUCCACGGACACAUAUUCAUUUAUUUGCAGCUGCAAGUUUCCAUGGCGACGUGUCUUUGUCAGUGUUAGCCGGAGGGCACCAUGUGGUUUUCAAAAAGGAAUCGUGUGUGCCUGCCUGGGUGGGUGCGUGCGAUAUCCUUCCACUUCCCUGCAUCUUACUCUCUUUAUCAAUUUCACUGUCAGCUGUCUGUCUCUCCACACCUCUUCAUAGAGAGGUCUCUGGUUACUACUCUUGAUAGAUAGAUAUACAGUGAGUGUACAAAACAUUAAGAACACCUUCCUAAUAUUGCACCCCCCCUUUGCCCUCAGAACAGCCUCAAUUCGUUGGGGCAUGGACUCUACAAGGUGUUGAAAGCAUUCCACAGUUGUGUCAAGUUGGCUGGAUGUCCUUUGGGUGGUGGACCAUUCUUGAAACACACGGGAAACUAUUGAGCGUAAAAAACCCAGCAGCGUUGCAGUUCUUGACACAAACCCGUGCGCCUGGCACCUACUACCAUACCUCGUUCAAAGGCACUUAAAUCUUGUCUUGCCCAUUCACCCUCUGAAUGGCACAUUUACACAAUCCAUGUCUCAAUUGUCGCAAAAUCCUUCUUUAACCUGUCUCCUCCCCUUCAUCUACACUGAUUUUGAAGUGGAUUUAACAAGUGACAUCAAUAAGGGAUCAUAGCUUUCACCUGGUCAGUCUGUCAUGGAUAGAGCAUAAUGUUUUUUACUCUCUGUGUAGAUAGAUAUAGCUAUCCUAUACGAAGUGUGUUGUUCCUUGUUGAACUCUGUAAUGCCCCAGGGAGAUGUCAUCCUAUUGUUAGAGAAUGUCACAACACUCAUAAUAACCUCUAGGACUGUGUUGGUGUACUCCUGAUGGUCGCCACAAGGCUGUGCUGUGGUAUCAGCACUAGCAGAGAUUGGGAAGGUGUAAGCCUAUCUUUUUAAUAAUAUGCCAUUUAGCAGACGCUUUUAUCCAAAGCGACUUACAGUCAUGCGUGCAUACAUUUUUGUGUAUGGGUGGUCCCGGGGAUCGAACCCACUACCUUGGCGUUACAAGCGCCGUGCUCUGUCAUAUUUUUGUUAGCGGGGUUACAGGUACAUUAUUGUCAAUUUACACACUUUAUACCUCAUGUAUCUGUAGGCUGCCACAAAAAAUCCACUAAUUUGAAUGGGUGUCCACAUACUUUUGUGUAUAUAUAGUGUAUGACAGACUGGAAGCAGCACAGGGUCACCUGCAGAGCAGUUUUGGGGGUUAUACCUUUACCACUGUACUCACUCACCCACCCACUUAACUCCCCCUUUCACCGCUCUUUAUAGACGACUACCCAGCAGGUACGUGGCUUGGUGACGAGAAUAAUGCAGAGAUGCGCGUGCGCUGCCCUGUGUUGCCGGGCGACAUGCUCCACAUUAGCACCAACUGCCGCACGGCGGAGAAGAUGGCGCUGACGCUGCUGGACUACCUUUUCCACCGCGAGGUGCAGGCCAUGUCCAACCUGUCAGGCCAGGGCAAGCACGGCAAGAAGCAGCUGGACCCACUCAUGAUCUACGGCAUACGCUGUGAGUCGCGCACACCAACUCACUCACUCACUCACACACACUUGACAUGCCAUUGACUAUUUGACCAACUGCCAUUGACAAACUGACCAUCUCAUCCCCUGCCAUUGACCAACUGACCAAUCUUUCCCCAUAGAUGUAUCAUAGGCAGGGUUCAAUCACUUCACCCUUUAGCACUUAGGUUACCCUUUGACCCUGUCACAACGGCCACACCCUCAACUCCAAAUGCUCCCGUUGUAGUGUAGCUCCAGUUCCAUCCAGUGAGCACAGACCUGAAUCUCUCUGCAUUCCCCAGGCAGGUUAGAACAACACACAUUCAUCAUGGAACACAUGCAUUCAUGCGUAACACAUUUUACAACAUACCAAACUCCAAAUGACAAGCACAUGUAAGUCUGAGUGUUCAUGAUGGGGCCGUAGCUAAUGCGCUGACCCCUUUGAUUCCUAAUUAAGCUUAAAUGUCUGGUGAGGGGAGCCAGGGGAGAGGAGGGGAGCCAGGGGAGAGGAGGGGAGCCAGGGGAGAGGAGGGGAGCCAGGGGAGAGGAGGGGAGCCAGGGGAGAGGAGGGGAGCCAGGGGAGGGUGGCUGUGGUAGAGGAGUAUUUAUUGGGAGUAGUCUCGUGUGUUGUGUGGUGAGGGAGUUGCACAGGGAGUGGGCUCUGUCACCCCACAUCUAUUACUCUCUGUUGAUCGCAGGUGCCGUGCAGGAGUGGCAGAGUGUGUGUGCACUUGGCUUGUGUGAUGCAGGUGUUUUGUGUGUCUUUGUGUAAUUCAGGUGUGUGUGUUUAUGCAAUUCAGGUAUGGUGUGUGUGUGGAGACAGAUUUGGGCUGAUACAGGUAUGUGGGGGCUGGAGCAGGACCAGGUGACUUGCUCACAGUAGGCAGGUUUCCAUUGACCCAGGUUUAUUCGACAAAAUCUUUGCAUGUGUAAUGGAAACGGCAUAUAAAGGAGAAAUGUUCUGAAAAUCGACAACAUUUUGUAUCCGUUCGACAGGAGUGGAUAUUUCUGUCGACAAACUUUCUCUAUUGCGAUAAAUUAUGAUGGAAACUGUGUUUUUCGAUUUAAAUGAUUGCCAAAUCAUUUUGAAGGUACGCAGGGCACGUGAUGUCACCGCGUAACUAUAAAGCUCCACUCAACAUUUAAUUCUAAAUGCCUACUACAUGCAAAAUCAAAUUUUUUUUUACUAUAAAAAUGUUUCUUUGCAGGACGAAGAUUGUCCUGACUUUCAAGAAUGCCUGAAUUGCUUCACCUUGCUUUUCUGGUUGGCUGGCAAGUUUAACCAUCCAAUUAUUUCAGAUCUACAGGAGUGCAAGUUUCACUAUGGCACAGACCGUGAUGAUACUUUGGCACAUGAGAAUUGUUAGAAUAUGGCAAAUUUUAAUUAUUGCAUUCUAUCCAUGCUGGCUUUCGCCGGCUACCUGAGACAUGAAACAGAUAGGUGGGAGGGCAUACAGGCUGUCGCCAAUUUAUUAAUGCGCAAUUUGCCUAAAUGGGUAACACUUCAACCACUACAUUUUUAUUAGACACUAGGUUUUUACGAUAUUUUUUAUUUGUCAUUACGUUCAGCUAUUUUUAUCGCACGAUAGUUAAAUGGAAACGCACUCUAGCAGGCAAUUGUCACAUCUAUUUUCUAUGCAAACUUUCUAAAUGUCGACCAAAAAUCACUGGACAAGUUAAUGGGAACAUAGCUACUGACUCUGCCUGCCUGUCCAACUGGGACUGGUGAGAGAGCACCUGCCUUGCCUGCCUGUACACGACCGUCAGGUGUUGGUGUGUGUGCUAGAGGCCAACUCCCUCUACGUCCCCCUUCCCCCUCCCCGUGUCUCAACUCCUCCCCUCGGGCGACAGCAGCCUCAUUAAUCGGGUUCGAAAGAAGCUGUCAACUCCUCCGUCUCACCCUCAAACCAGCUGCUAACAUAACCGCACCCUCUCACAUGUUAUAUAUCCACCUACAUGGUAUAGUCCCCAGUGUCGGAGAUUGGGAUGAUAUGAGGUGCUAUCAGUGUACCUGACCACCUGUACCUUGACCACCAGAUUUAGAAUCUAGCUAGAGUUUUCAGUGCUUCUGACAUUUUGACAGCUCAGGCAGAGUUGCAUUGAUAGUGGGACAAGGUUGCACUGUACAAACUACACACAGAGACUUGGCAUGAACUGCUGUCCAUAUUAAGCAAUUCAUAUGACUAUUUCUACCUUGUCAUGGUGAGUUAACCAUCUUAAACUGAAGUCAUCCUAACAUGGUUAAAUGAAAUGACCCUGAACUCCUGUGCCCUCGGUCAUUGUUCCCCUCAGGUCACUUGUUUUAUAAGUUUGGCAUCACUGAGUCAGACUGGUACCGGAUCAAGCAGAGCAUCGACUCCAAGUGUCGCACGGCAUGGAGACGCAAGCAGCGCGGCCAGAGUCUGGCGGUCAAGAGCUUCUCCAGACGUAGCACCAACACACCGGGCAGCUCAGGUAGGCAGGAUACUUGGGGUCAUCGCACGCACACACACUUUAUAGUAAAAAUAGUAUUUCCUCUCACUUAUGUAAGUGUAUAUAAGGAACCCAGUGAGUAGUGCAGAUGCAGAGUGUAGCAGAUGGUUCUAAUCUUCACAACACAACAACGCCUCCUGUCCUCCCCUCCCUAUGAUCCAUCACCUCUCACCCCUGACCAGCGAGAGUGGGACAGCAGGGGAAACCCAAAUAUCCUGUGAGCCCACACCAGGGGUGUACGCUGUACAGUCACAGCCCGCUCUCCUCCCAGGCCACACACGCACACAGAGCAAGUUCUCUUACACUCCGCUUAAUAAAACUGCUUCAACAUUAAACUAACUUUAAACAGUUAUUUGUUAAUGAAUGUGGAGAGUGAGCUAACACCAAAAGUACAGUCUCCUCGAGCCACCUGGCUCUCGCCUCACUGCCAAUGGCUGUGCUGGGGAUUAUUUACACACUACAGUACAUGGGUUGUGUCCCAGAUGGCACCCUAUUCCCUAUAUAGUGCACUACUUUUGACCAAGGCCCACAAGUCUCUGGUCAAAUGUAGUGCACUAUAUAGGGUUAAGGGUGCCAUUUGGAAGACACCCGUGGUCAUGCUGAAGGUUGGAAGAUGGACCUCUUACUGGCAGUAUAUACAAAACAUAGCUAUGAUAUGAGCUGUACCAAUCAGAUAUCUGUGCCCCGUGUUUUUUAUACCAUGAUAUUAUUAUUUUGAGUACGAGUCCUUUAGGCCUGCUUUGUCACAUCCGUGUGGUGGGAAUUCCUCAAUGUAGGCCUACAUCAAUCUAGCAACAAAAACCCAUAUUCUCAUAGUGAGCACGCACACACCAGUGUAAAAUAAUCACACACACCCCCAAUGAGAUAGUAGAUGGAGCUAUGGUGGGCUGAUGGGGGACGUGGAUGUGCUAGUGGUGGGUGUUUGGCUGCUGGGUCAUGAGUGUGUUUGGACUGCUAGCUUGAGAGUCCUUGUUGUGUAUUUAGACAUGAUUGAUACAGUAUAAACACACACCAUCAUCCAGCAGAUGGCCUGAGCUGUUGCCAAGUAUUCCUCUAGAGGUGAAUGGGCUUUUAUUUCAGCCUCCCCCUUCCACCUAAUGGAUCUGGGGGAGUCGGUCAAUAAUCUGUUCCUAGAUCUGUAGCUCAGCUGGUAGAGCACGGCGCUUGUAACGCCAAGGUAGUGGGUUCGAUCCCCGGGACCACCCAUACAUAAAAAUGUAUGCACGCACGACUGUAAGUCGCUUUGGAUAAAAGCGUCUGCUAAAUGGCUUAUUAUUAUUAUUAUUAGAUCUGUGUCUAAGCUGGGUAACUUCUAUCCAGAGUAUAUUUUCUACCACAUCUUACUGCAUCCUACUGUUAACUCUAUUGCGUUACACUAGUGCCUCAUCCUGCCCUGUGCUCAUGCCCCUCCUCCCCAGAGGGUGGCGCUGUGGCGGAGGCGGCUCACAUGGAGGGAGUGGCCCAGCAGACUCUACACUACACCCUGGCCAACCAGGCUGUCCAACAGGUCCAGAUCCACCGCAUAGGAGAGGACGGACAGGUCCAAGUGGUGAAUGUCACCGUCUCCCCCCACUGUCUGCGUCUCCUCUCUCCUUCCUGCCCCACUGCCCUGAUUUCUCUCUGUUCAUCUCUCUAUCUCAUCCUCUUUUGCUUCCCUCUCAUUCUCUUACCUGCCCUGUUUCUCUCUCUGGCUUACUCCCCCCCCCCCCCCCCCCCUUCUAUCAUUUUUGUUUCUCCUCUUGUGAUCUCUCUUCUAUUUCUCUCUGUCGCUCUUUUCUCUUCUCUUUUUCCCCUCUUUUCUUUUGCACUCCCCAUCUCUCUGCCUUCGGUCUCGGUUCUUCUCUCCACAAACCCCUGUGCGCGCGCACACACACACACACACACACACCUUUCCUCCAGUUCCUUAGUCAUCCAAAGGUCCCAGAUUGAGUCUCUUAUCUAUGUUGUAUGGGGGUUAGAUCAUCUCACCCUUCUACACCAAGACUGUGUACAAUGCUCCACAGGAAGACGGUGUGUCAGUAUAGCAGAGUUCCAUCAUGCAUAGAGAUUGGAUGACCUUAUACAGAGGUCACACUCAGGUCCACUGCAUCACUAUGGGUGUGUGGGCCAACAGGAAGUAAAAAAUAUAAUAUAUUUUUUAAAGAGCAGCAGUAAAAUAACAGUAGCGAGGCUAUACACAGGGGGUGCCGGUACAGGUUAGUCGAGGUAAUAUGUACAUGUAGGUACAGUUAAAGUUACUAUGCAUAGAUAAUAAACAGAGAGUACUGCACCAUAAAAGAGGGGGUGGAUGGGGGUGACGACGACAAUGCAAAUAGUCCGGGUAGCCAUUUGAUUAGCUGUUCAGGAGUCAUAUGGUUUGGGGGUAGAAGCUGUGAAGAAGCCUUUUAGACCAAGACUUGGCGCUCCGGUACCGCUUGCCAUGCGGAGAGAACAGUCUAUGACUAGGGUGGCUGGAGUCUUUGACCAUUUUUAGGGCCUUCUUCUGACACCGCCUGGUAUAGAGGUCCUGUAUGGCAGGAAGCUUGGCCCCAGUGAUGUACUGGGCCGUUUGCACUACCCUCUGUAGUGCCUUGCGGUCGGAGGCGGAGCAGUUGCCAUUCCAGGUGGUGAUGCAACCAGUCAGGAUGCUCUCGAUGGUGCAGCUGUAGAACUUUUUGAGGAUCCAUACCAAAUCUUUUCAGUCUCUUGAGUGGGAAUAGACUUUGUCGUGCCCUCUUCACGACUGUCUUGGUGUGUUUGGACCAUGAUAGUUUGUUGGUGAUGUGGACACCAAGGAACUUGAAGCUCUCAACCUGCUCCGCUACAGCCCCGUCGAUGAGAAUGGGGGUGUGCUCGGUCCUCCUUUUCCUGUAGUCCACAAUCAUCUCCUUUGUCUUGAUCAUGUUGAUGGAGAGGUUGUUAUCCUGGCACUAUGGUGUUGAAUGCUGAGCUGUAGUAAAUGAAUAGCAUUCUCACGUAGGUGUUCCUUUUGUCCAGGUGGGAAAGGGCAGUGUGGAGUGCAAUAGAGAGUGCAUCAUCUGUGGAUCUUUUGGGGCGGUAUGCAAAUUGUAGUGGGUCUAGGGUUUUUGGGAUAAUGGUGUUGUGAGCCAUGACCAGCCUUUCAAAGCACUUCAUGGCUACAGACGUGAGUGCUACGGGUCUGUAGUCAUUUAGGCAGGUUACCUUGGUGUUCUUGGGCACAGGGACUAUGGUGGUCUGCUUGAAACAUGUUGGUAUUACAGACUCAGUCAGGGACAGGUUGAAAAUGUCAGUGAAGACACUUGCCAGUUGGUCAGCGCAUGCUCGGAGUACACGUCAUGGUAAUCCGUCUGGACCUGCGGCCUUGUGAAUGUUGACCUGUUUAAAGGUCUUACUCACAUCGGCUACAGACAGCGUGAUCACACAGUUGUCCGGAACAGCUGACGCUCUCAUGCAUGCUUCAGUGUUGCUUGCCUCGAAGCGAGCAUAGAAGUAAUUUAACUCAUCUGGUAGGCUUGUGUCACUGGGCAACUCGCAGCUGUGCUUCCCUUUGUAGUCUUUAAUAGUUUGCCACAUCCGACGAGCGUCGGAGCCGAUGUAGUACGAUUCAAUCUUAGUCCUGUAUUGACGCUUUGCCUGUUUGAUGGUUCGUCGGAGGGCAUAGUGGGAUUUCAUAUAAGUGUCCGGGUUGGAGUCCUGCUCCUUGAAAGCGGCAGCUGUACCCUUUAGCUCAGGGCGGAUGUUGCCUGUAAUCCAUGGCUUCUGGUUGGGGUAUGUAUAUACGGUCACUCUGGGGACAACGUCAUCGAUGCACUUAUUGAUGAAGCCAGUGAUUGAUGUGGUGUACUCCUCAAUGCCAUCGGAAGAAUCCCGGAACAUAUUCCAGUCUGUGCUAGCAAAACAGUCCUGUAACUUAGCAUCUGCGUCAUCUGACCACUUCUUUAUUGACCGAGUCACUGGUGCUUCCUGCUUUAGUUUUUGCUUGUAAGCAGGAAUCAGGAGGGUAGAAUUAUGGUCAGAUUUGCCAAAUGGAGGGCGAGGGAGAGCUUUGUAUGCGUCUCUGUGUGUGGAGUAAAGGUGUUCUAGAGUUUUUUUUUCCUCUGGUUGCACAUUUAACAUGGUGGUAGAAAUUAGCUUGAUAGCCUGAGUGCCAGUCUGUCUGUGCUUUCAUGGCAACUCUGUGUCAGUUAUUGCCAUGCCAAAUUGAGGGGGAAAAUAAUGUUUAUAAACAUUAUUUGAAGAUUGCUGUGACGCCAGUAAGACUGUUUUGGCUUGACAAUGACAGCAAAAGAAUUGGCAAGAGCACAAACCAAUCUGGGAUCAGGCUAGCAGCUUGACUCUGUUGUAAAUGUUUAGACGUGGUGAAGAGGCAGAGAGCGUUAUGGGAAAUGCUGCUAAUAUUAUAAUCUAUGUUAGGUCAGAGUGUGCUGAUGCUGGCCGUGCCCCACGCAGACUAAAACGCUUUCUCAAAAGUCCGGAACCGGUUUCAAAAAAGGUUACUAUUUAUUUGGGAGAAGUAUAGUUGUGCAUACAACGACAGGCUAAGCGCAGGCUAAGGCCAGAAUUCCACCCUUGCGGACUAUUAAAAAGUAAACAAUCAUUAUUUGUGAUAAAAUUGAAAUGUUUAGUUUUGUGUUCAUCUCUGUUGACCCAGAACUAAAAUCUUGCGUAAUUUGGUCAGAUGCUAGUCUGUCCAUGAGAGAUUUGUUUUGGGUUAAUAUCCAAUGAAAAUGCAAUAUUAUCAUGUAGAAAAAUGACAUUUUCAAGUGAUCUUCCUGGUUAACUCCUAUUUAAAAAAAGAAUAAUCUGUUAUCGAUAGUGCAGGGUUAUUAAAGUCUGACAUUAUCCCGGAAAGAGAGUGGGAGGGAGAAGGAAGGAACUGGGUGGAGAAGGAGGGAUGAGAAGGAAAAGGUAUUAGUGAGUAGACCUGGGUUAAACUAUUUGAAAUAAUUGAUUGAGCUUGCCUGGCUUAAUGGACCAAUGUAGUAUUCCUGAAACCCGUAUGUGUUAACGGUGCCACACACACAUUGUGAGUUCUUGUUCUCUCUCACUUUCUCUCUUCGCUCUCUCCAUUAUCAGAUCCCUCAGGGACAUCUCCAUAUUGCCCAGGUGCCACAGGGGGAAGAGGUGCAGAUCACACAGGACAGUGAGGUAAGUGUUUAUUUCUGUCAGCCUGUCUGUCUAUCCGGGUAUCCCAGUGAGUGACUGAGGGCACUUUAAUAGCCAGUAUUAAAGUCAUUAGGCAGAGUUCACCGUCAACAGAUGUUAAAUGUUAACAGUGCUUGUUUAAAUCUACCGCCUGCCUAUGCAUGGGUUAUUAUACUAUUUGUUUCCAAAUAAUACCCAGAUUGCCCAUGUCUCUCACCAGACAGCCUCACAUGCACACAAUGGCUUGGCUCUUUGAGAAUCUGACCCAAAACCACAGUGUCUGAGAAAUAGUUAUCUGCAUCAGCAUUAUAGUUAAACAUUUGUAAUAAUAUGUGGGGUAGAUAUUUAUUUUGAGGCGACAUUCUACGCGCACACACACACACUUGAGUAGAUGUAUACAUACACAUACUUGAAAAUAUACACAUGCACACAUACUUGCAACCAUCGUGUGUACACAAACAAACACCUGCACUCAUGCAAAUAGGGCUGACACACCGACCAGGUAUUCUACGGAGGUUCCUAACAUAUACAACCAAGACACAGGGAGAAAGAAAGUUUGAGAGAGACUGAGGAAGAAAAGCUCUAAAAGCCUUUCCUGCUCUUUGUGAUCGGACGCCAGAAUUUUAUUUUUUUCACUCAAUGAUUUUGUUUGUUUUGGGAGUUCAAAGCAUAGCAACAAAAUCCCACUUCUCCCAACUGUCACUCAGUGUGUUUUCAUUAGGAACAGGGCCCUCCUCAUCAAAGCCAUUGGUUUCAGCAUGUUGGAAAAGGAAAUAAAGCUAUUUGGGAGGGAUUACCAUGCUGCCUGUCCAUAUGGCAGCUCCGACAGCGUUAAAUAUGAAAUACAAUUAGGAGUGAAAACAGCACAGAGGGAAUAUAGCUAAAUUGGGCUUGUUUUUCAUGUGGUCUUGUUAAUGUCAUGGUCUCUGUGUGAUUUGUUUAUGCUGUGUGAGUGAAUGAUGCUGUGAUCGGUAUGCUUAUUAUACAGCAUGAUUAGUGUGUGUUUACAAAAUGUGUGUGAGACUGAUGCACUCAGGCUGUCUGAAUGAUCCCUCUCUUCUCUCUUUCAGGGGAACCUUCAGAUCCACCAGGUGCAUGUUGGGCAGGAUGGACAGGUAAGUCCCUUCACCCCCUGCAGUAACUUUAUCCUUAAGUUUCAUCACGGAAAACACUUUAAAAUGUUUUUGCAACAGAACACGUGAAGUCCAGGUACCUCCUCCGUUUUAGGCCGUUUUCUUCAAUUUGGUGCCUAAUGAACACGACCCAUGGAGGUUUAAGGUUUAAAGUUCCCACAGAUUCUUCAUUAAUUCUGGGUUACCUCAGUGUGCUGUACCCCCUCUUUCCUGCAGACCCCACAAACACACACCGAGAGGAGCUAGCUCUCCAUCCCUGUCUGGUCUGCCUCUCACUCUGGCUCUCUCUCUCUCUGGCUCUUCCUCUCUGGCUUCUAAUCUUUCGUUCCAUUGCUCUUUCUCUGUCUUAUGUGCCUUUCUCACUGUCUGUGUCUCGCAUGCUUUCUCAACUUCCUGUCAGUCUUUCCCCCCACCUCCAUCUAUCCAACCUUCCCUUCUCUCCUCUCUUUGUGGGUAGAGGAGAGGAUGGUGUGUUUAGUACAGAAGGCUCUGUUCUUCCUGUUUCUCUGUUCUUUCCUCUGGGAUCAAAGGGAACCUCCUGAUCAAAGCACCAGGGCUGUGUGACGAUCGCAGAUCAUACAUCACAGAUGGGCGCUGUGCAGACCAGGGCAUUAUUUCAUAUUCAUGAUCUCGAUCGUCUAGAAGCCUGGCCGUAGAGGAAGUGGCUCGCUAUCUUUCUCACGCUCCCUAGAGCGUUUUUCUUUCUGAGGACAGGUGCGUGUGUGCACAGCACCGUCUUUGUGACGUUAACUCUUUCUCAGCUUAUGAGAUCUGCUCUUACUAAACCCAAGCAAUUGUUCAGCCAAUUAGCUCAUCCCUUAUUCCAAGGUGCUGUCAUUAUUUGGAGAGCAGCUAAAGUUAGGUAAGGAACUCCAACAGUCCUGGUAACUCCAAACACCAACUUCUGUCAUUAACACUAGAUCCUGCCACACUGUGUAAACAAACUAUGUAGUGCACUGAAGAGCAGAGUGUGUCUUAGAUCUGUGUCCCUCACAGUGCCAGAGUGUAGCUUGACUAGGGCUGCGUCUCAAAUGGCACCCUAUCCCCUAUAAUAUAGUGCACUACUUUUGACUACAUAGGGAAUUGGGUGCCAUUUGGGACGCACCCUAGCUGUGUAUAGGGACUUAACAAGGCAGGGCCCUAUCCCCCUGGCAGAGCAUGGAAGCCUUGUCCAAUAAAGACCCUCUCUUUUCUUUUCCUCUUAAUGUUAUUAAUAGAUUGCACCUCUGUCACGCCAUUGUUAUGAACCUUCUCAAGCUGAACUCUAUUGGCGGCGCUAUAGUGGUGCCUUAAAGUGGUGCCUUAAGCCCAGUCAUUCUGGACGGAUGCUAACUACUGUUUAGUCUAAAUUAAACUAUAGUGCCUGGAAAUACGAUGACAUUGCUAAAGUAGUCAAAUAUUUAGUAGGAAACAACUUUGCCAGCGUUGUCAGAUUUAUUUUUCACAGAUGGCAAUAUUGCCAUUAACUAGCAACGUUUGUCAAAAAUCGCUAGCAAUGCUAACGUUAGCUAGCUAAAAUCCGGUGGCCUCCCCCCAAUCUUAGCUAGCUAGCUAAUGUUAUACUGCAUCUAAAGCCAAUCUGGUGACGUCAAAAGGUUUUCCUACUAAUUAUUUGCCUCAUUUUGAAUGUCAUUGUAUUUGCAAGCCACUGUAAUGCACUUUUGAUGGAAUCUUCAUCAGCGCCCAUUGACGAAGCAUUGAGUAGAAUGGUCAGUCGGGCAUCAGUCCAAAACGAACAUUCAAAACGAUAUUGUGACGAAACAUGCAGACCAUGAAUAGCUCUUAUUUUUAUUGUGUCUGUAAAAUUAUAUGAGGCCAGCGCCAAAACAAACACACAGUGAAUUAUUCUUCUAACCUUGUGUUCUGGGUCUGGCUUUUCACACACCCACACACACAGAGACAUGGCACACAUGCACAAACAGUGACUCAAUGGCAUCUUCCCUCCUUGCUAGUGUGUUUUCCCAGGGAGUGAGACAAGAAUAGCACUAGCUGACCUGUCAGUUUUGUUCAAAUGAGAGCGUGGUGUUUUUGUGUUUGUGCAAUUGCUCUGAACGUUGAUGCAACCCAGAUCAAAUGAAAGGAAGGACACAGACAUUCUCUCUCUCUCACACACACACACACACACACACGGAAAAGGCACAUAAGAACGGCGCGUGAAGUUGUUUCAUUUGAGUCACUUCUGACUCAUGAGUAACUUCAAAUCAAAGUUUAUUGGUCACAGUUUUGCAGGCGUUAUCGCAGGUGCAGCGAAAUCUUAUGUUUCUAGCUCCAACAGUGCAGCAAUAUCUACCAAUAACAAUACACACCAGUGGAGGCUCCUCAGAGGAGGAAGGGGAGGACCAUCCUCAGUGAAUUUCUGAGAUUUUUGUUUUUUUAUAGUGAAACAUUAGUUACCCUUUUUAGAUAAAACUAUACUAAAUAUAUUAAUGUCACCAAAUAAUUGAUAAAAACACACUGUUUUGUAAUGAAGGUCUACAGUAGCCUCAACAGCACUUUUUGGGGUAGCACCAUGGUGUAGCCAGAGGACAGCUAGUUUCUGUCCUCCUCUGGAUACAUUGACUUCAAUACAAAACCUAGGAGGCUCAUGGUUCUCACCCCUUUCUAUAGACUUACACAAUAAUUAUAACAACUUCCGGAGGACGUCCACCAACCUAUCAGAGCUCAUGCAGCAUGAACUGGCAUGUCCAUCCAAUCAAAGGAUCAGAGAAUGAAUCUAGUACUGAAAGCAUAAGCUACAGGGAGCUAGCACUGCAGUGCAUAAAAUGUAGUGAGUAGUUGACUCCGAGAGAGAAAGACAAUAGUUGAACAUUUUUGAACAAAUUAAUUUCUUCAAAAAUGAAGGAGAAGAGAGCGAGAGCUAACUUUAUUUUGUAUUUUUUUCACUUUCACUUACUUAGCUAGCGAAUGCAGCUAGCUAGUUUAGCCUACUCAAACAUCAGUCUCAAACAGAGAGGGAUGCUAUGUUAGCUAGCUGGCUAUGGCUAGCCAACACUGGAGCUCUUCCAAGUCAAGGUAAGCUUUUGGUUUUAUAAAUGUAUUGCAACCAGGGCCUGCCGGUGUAACUGCUGAACUGCUUACUGACUGUACACUGUACUGCAUUAUUGUAGCAGGUUUACUAACACAUUAGUUUUAGUAUCUAUGUUGACUAGCUAUGACGUUAGUUGAUAUGGUGACAAUGAUGUAGGCUGUGUGUCGAGGUUAUGAUAUGAAGGUUUAGCUUGGAAAGUAUUUUUCGACCUGGUCACAGACUGCUGACGUGUUGUGCACUGAUGUCCACAGUUGGAGGGGAAAAGGUGAGAGGAAGAGAGCGGGCAGAUGCGAGAAGGAAUUAUACAACGAGCAGAUCAUGCUGUUUGUAUGUGGCUUCUAUGAAAGUGAAGUGUGUUUGCAUGUGAACAGGGGUGUUUUCCUUCUGCCGAUUCUGUUGACAAACAUUUCUUAAACGGAAGCAGACAGAAGGAAAUGGGGAUAAAUAUACCUGAAUUUCUCUAAUAGAAACUCUUGUUUGCAACUGUUGGACUGAUGAUUACACCCUAGAUCAGCUAGAUGCAGGCAAGAGUGUGCAAGGCGGUAUUGAAUGUCACGGUCUGUCACUUUGAUUACUCAAAUUUCUCUUGACCUGUGCACCUACAUUGUAAACUUUCAUUCAUAGGCUAGGUGGGUAUAGGGACAAUUUUAGUGUCAUCUAGCAGCCUAAACCUAUAGACGUUACAUUGAGCUGGGUAAAUGGAAUAUGAAAGACAGUCAUCGAAUAUGCUGUAAUAGAAAUAAGGCCAUGUAUAUAAAUAAAAAAUUGUCCUCCCUAAUCUUAAACGGCACUGACCGCCACUGAUACACACAUAUAUGUGAAUGGUGUGUAUGGACAGUUUAAGUGAAGACACUUUUAUAAGUGAAGUCAGAUUUAUCCAAAUAACUCUACUUGAUUGCAUUUCGGAUUGUGUUCUGUUCAUUGGGUGUUGGUAAUGCUCGAACAUGGUGAGAGCACAGCACACAUUGUCAAAAGACCAUAGAGAAAUGUGAUUGUCCAUUUGCAGCAUAUCCAUUUGGGCCUGUGAAUGAAUCUGCUACAAUCUACAAGGCCUGUUUCUGAGUAGGCAGGCUACAGCUACACUUAGCCUGAGUGAGCAGUAUCCCACUGCACUGGAGGAACAAUGACAUCACACAGAGACUAUGCUAGUGUAACUUAUAGCACACUGCUAGAAGACUUCCACAUCUCCACCCUCCCUCCUCUGCUCUCUUAUCUGGGCCUCUACUCCCUCCCUUUCUCCGUCCCUUGUUCUUUUCAUCUCCUUCUGCUAUAGAUAGACUGACCCUGUCAGGCAGAAGCUGGGCGCUUCCCUCUGCACCUCUCACUUCCUCUCCUCACAGCUGCUGACUGCUGCCCUCUGA
Coregonus sp. 'balchen' is the source of this 22911-nucleotide messenger RNA. The record is from the annotation of a GenBank genome assembly. Lineage: Eukaryota; Metazoa; Chordata; Actinopteri; Salmoniformes; Salmonidae.